GUGUGUGUAACUUUAUAAAGAGAAGAGAAGAGAAGAGAAGAGAGAAGAUGAGUUGAAGGGAGAAAAGUUUGUCAGAAGAGCCCAGGUAGGGAGGGAUACGUGCGUCUGUGUGUCUGUGACCGUGUGUCUGAGAGAAUUUGGCUCAGAAGAAAAUGCCCAUGCUUCCCUCAUCUAGUAGCACUGAGAGGAGGUGCGGUCGAAAGAAGGAAACCUGAGCUUUUUUUCCCUGGGCAGGAAAUCCAAAGGAACCAGAGAGAAAUUAGCUUCAUUCUGUAAGGACUAGAGGAGGGAAAGAGGAGGAAGAUUAAGGAGGAAGAGUGUGGAAGAUCACACACAGGGUGGGGGGUGGGGUGGGGGGGGCAGAAAGCCAAACUGGGAGGUGAAGGAAGCAUCAGGCUGCAGGUUAGCAUGAAGGAGAGUCUCAGUGGAAGUUUAAUGUCCUGAAAAAGCAGCUGUCCCAAUCCAAGUGACUCCAGUCCCUUCCUCAGCUGUCUUUUCUCCUUGCCUCACUCCCCAUCUCUAUUCUGGUGUGACAUCUCCUCCCCCUCUAGUAGCUUGCAGUUCUGUGGAUGAGCCAGGGGAGGUAUGCUGGGCUUCACGGUUCUGGGAAUGACAUUUGUGGUUCUGACUGGUGGGCUGUUCAGUGUGGCAGACUCGGACCUGGGCUGGGAGCAUAAGCGGUCCUUGGUCCUCGGGGGGCAGCGGGCUCCAGAAGGAGAACCUUGCUGGCUGGGGACUAGGGCCCGAAGACCCCGAGCUGCUCCCCUGCAUCAUCUUUUUGGGGUCUACCCUAGCAGAAGAGUGGACUACUUGCAUCCCUACCCCAUCAGGGAACACAGAAGCCCCCCUGUGGUAAAUAGUAAGCCUGGCACUGAGGCGAGAGUUUCGAAGCAUUUUCUUCGAGAUGAAACUAAAAAGCAAAUGAGGAGUCUGGCCACAUUACUGAGUGGAAGUCGAGGCUGGGGGACUCUUGUCCCACAGACAGGGGACAGUCCCAGUGAGCAGGCUGAUGACAUUUACUUUGGGAGUCGAGGCUUCUCGCAGUCUCUGAGUGAGGCUGGGACCAGGGAAAGAGCUGCCGUCGGCGCCGGAGCCCCCUCACACCCACCAGGACCAGAAGCAGCAUCCCAAAGAAAGGGCGAAGUGCGGGUCAGGCAUCCGAGACAGGCGCAGGAGAAGAAUGCAGAGAACUUGGGGGAAAACCCCAGCUGGGGAGGAGCAACCUUUAACUCCCAAGAAGGGAUGCCUGUCCUGUACUUCUCUGGGAGGCGGGAACAGCUGCUGGUUCGCCCAGAGGUGAUGGUUGAGAUUCCCCGGGAAGCAUUCACGGUUGAAGCCUGGAUAAGACCAGAGGGAGGACAAAACAACCCAGCCAUCAUAGCAGGUGUGUUUGACAACUGCUCUCAUGCUGUCAGUGACAAGGGCUGGUCCUUGGGUAUCCGCUCAAUGGAGCAUCAUGGGAGGAAGGAUGCUCGUUUCUUCUUUUCUCUCCGCACAGACCGUGUGAGAAAGGCCACAAUCGUGACUGGGCACAGCCGCUACUUGUCAGGUACAUGGACACAUUUAGUAGCCACUUAUGAUGGACACCGCAUGGCUCUGUAUGUGGACGGAGCUCAAGUUGCCAGUAGUCUGGACCAGUCUGGACCCUUGCACAGUCCAUUUAUGGCAUCUUGCCGUUUUUUGAUCCUGGGUGGGGAUAGCUCAGAGGACAGGCGCCAAUUUCGUGGGCACAUAGGUAUCCUGACUCUCUGGAACACAGCCCUUCAACAAAGCCAGCUCCAGCAGAGUUUCUUGCAGCCAAAUGGGUAUGGGGACUUAGCUUCCUUGGCACUCAGCGCCAGUUUUGCUCCAGUGGAACAGCAAUGGGUAACCUUCAAUGAUGGGGAAUUCCCAAGACUUGAGAUGCUUGAGGAUCCAGAUCCCGAGCCUGAGAUUCUUUACCCUCUCCUGCCUCCAUCCUGUGGGCAAACUGCCUGUGACAACGUGGAGUUGAUCUCCCAGUAUAACUGGCACUGGCCACUGAGGAGCGAGAAGGUGAUCCGUUACCAAGUGGUGAAUGUAUGUGAUGAUGAUGGUCUGAACCCUACUGUCAGCAGUGAGCAAAUCACACGGCAACAUCAGGCACUGACUGCAGCCUUCAGCUGGUACAAUAUCAGCUGGCAACUGAGUGUUCAUGAAGUCCGUAACUCCACCCUGCGCUAUCGAGCUGUCCUGGUGAACUGUGAGCCCAGCAAGAUUGGCAAUGACCAUUGUGAUGCCGAGUGUGAGCACCCACUUACUGGCUAUGAUGGAGGUGACUGUCGCCUUCAGGGACGCUGCUACUCCUGGAACCGAAGGGAUGGCGUGUGUCACAUGGAGUGCAACAAUAUGUUGGAUGACUUUGAUGAUGGUGACUGUUGUGAUCCUGAGGUAACGGAUGUUCGGAAGACCUGCUUUGACCCUGACUCACCCAAGAGGGCUUACAUGAGUGUGAAGGAGCUGAAAGAAACUUUACAACUGAACAGCACCCACUUUCUCAAUGUCUACUUUGCCAGUUCAGUACGGGAAGACCUGGCAGGUGCUGCUACUUGGCCUUGGGACAAAGAAGCCAUCAGCCACCUUGGUGGUGUGGUACUCAACCCAAACUAUUAUGGCAUGCCUGGCCAUACCAACAUCAUGAUCCAUGAAGUGGGACAUGUUUUGGGGCUAUACCAUGUCUUCAAAGGAGUCAGUGAAAGGGAAUCUUGUGAUGAUCCCUGCAGGGAGACUAUACCAACCAUGGACACAGGAGACCUUUGUGCUGACACAGCUCCCACCCCCAAAAGUAAGCUGUGUCAGGACCCAGAACCUACUAAUGACACCUGUGGCCAAAACCACUUCUCUGGAACACCAUUCAACAACUACAUGAGCUAUACAGAUGAUGACUGCACUGAUCACUUCACUCCAAACCAAGUAGCCCGCAUGCAUUGCUAUUUGGAUCUGGUGUAUCAGCAAUGGAGUGACAGCAAAAGACCCACCCCGAUUCCCAUUCCACCAAUGGUCAUUGGACAGACCCAAGAUUCCCUCACUAUUCACUGGCUGCCUCCCAUUAGUGGAGUUCUAUAUGAAAGAGAUGCUGGCAGUCUGUGUGGAGUCUGCACAGAAGAUGGAACUUUACGUCAAUAUGUCCAUUCUGCUUCUUCACGUCGUGUGUGUGAUUCUUCAGGUUACUGGACUCCCGAGGAGGCAGUAGGACCCCCAGAUGUGGAUCAACCCUGCGAGCCAAGCUUACAGGCCUGGAGUCCAGAGCUUCAUCUGUACCAUAUGAACAUGACUGUCCCCUGUCCAGCAGAAGGUUGUAGUCUGGAGCUGCUCUUCCUCCAUCCAGUCCAUGCAGAUAGCCUUACACUGUGGAUCACCUACCUCUCCAUGGAUUCCUCCCAAGCUCUCUUUGACAUGGAGGUCUUAAUGGAAAACCAUGAGUCUGUUCAUCUAGGACCCUUGGAUACCUUCUGUGAUACUCCCCUCACUGUCAAACUUAAUGUUGAAUGGAAAGUCUCAGGAGUGAAGGUCUACACAUUUGAUGAGAGGAUGGAAAUCGAUGCAGCUCUUCUUGCAUCCAAACCUCAUAGCCCACUGUGUUCUGGCUGCAGACCUGUAAAGUACCAGAUCCUUCGGGAUCCCCCAUUUAAAAGCAACUCCCCUGUCAUGGUGACACACCGUCAUCGGAAAUUCAUUGACAAGGAUGUUACUCCUGGUCAGAUAUAUCAAUACCAAAUUCAAGCUGUGGCUGGCACAGAAGUAGGGGAAGCUUCUCCUCCUCUCAUCCAUAUCCAUGGAACCCCCUACUGUGGGGAUGGCCAGGUGACAGAGAAUCUGGGAGAAGAAUGUGAUGAUGGAGAUUUGCUUGAUGGAGAUGGUUGCUCUAGAAAAUGUGAGAAGGAAAAAGGUUUCAACUGUGUAGGGGAGCCCAGCCUAUGCUACAUCUAUGAGGGAGAUGGGAUAUGUGAGCCUUUUGAGAAGAUGAACAGCAUCCUAGACUGUGGCCUCUAUACUCCCAAAGGAUACUUGGAUCAGUGGGCCACUCAAGCCUAUACAUUUCAUCAGGACAAUAAGAUGUGCCCUGUUUCCUUGGUGAUUGGGGAACCUCUUUCCAAGGUUUGCAAAUCCCAGCAUCCCAAGUCACCAGAAGACCGUUUUCUUGCUGGUUGGUUUCCCUGUAUAGCAAGUGAAGGGCAAAGAAAACAGCCUGAAAUACAACUAGACAGAAAUGAAAAGGUCUGGCUCAAGGUAUGCUUUGACAGACCUGGUGUGGCUACCACAGUUUUCAUUUUCUUGGCAUCUGAUGGUAUGGUCCAUGGUGAAAAGCAGCGGCCAACAGUGACCCUUCAUUUGAGUGACGCCAAUGGACAAAACCACUCACUUGGAACCUAUGAACUAUCAUGCCAACAUAACCCAUUGGCAAUUAAUGUGACCCACAAUCUGAAUUUUCUUUUUCACCAAAUCACCGCAGUGCUGCUUAAUUUUUCUUCACCAUUUGUGGGCAUCUCAGCAGUGGCCCUAAGGACUUCCUUAAAUAUUAACCCAUCAAUCCCCAACAAAUGUAUCCUGGGGCAUGAAGGGCAUGGACACCAACAAUCAAGCUAUCCCCAUCAGCUUUGUGGAGAACAGGGCAGCUGUGAGCCACUGCGACUUGACCAUGCAGAUGUGGUGAAUUGUACAUCCAGCAGCCCAGGACACAUGAAAUGUGCUGUCAUCUGUCAAAGAGGAUACAUUCUCCAGACUAGCAGUGGAAAGAGACUAAAGUCCAUGCAGAAGGAGAUUGUGCUCACAUGUUCCUCUGGACACUGGAACCAAGCUAUCAGUUGUGUGCCCCUUGAUUGUGGUGUUCCUGACCAGUCACAUGUAUACUACGCCAGAUUCUCCUGCUUGGAAGGAACUAACUUUCAGAAACGUUGUUCUUUCUCCUGUAUCUCACCAGCCAAACUUCAAGGAAUGAACCAGUGGUUGACCUGUCUUGAGGAUGGGCUCUGGUCUCUCCCAGAAGCAUAUUGCAAAUUAGAAUGUGAUGUUCCUCCAGUCAUAGCUAAUGCCAAACUGCUACUGCCUCGCUGCCUCCAAGGAAAUCAUGAUGUGGGGUCCAUCUGCCGAUACCAAUGUGAACCUGGGUACUAUGUGGCAGAAAGUACAGAAAGCAAGCCCAAAAGCAAGCUUCUGAAGAUCCAAUGCCUGGAGAGUGGAAAUUGGGAGAAAGGCAGCUGCAUCCCAGUGGUGUGUGAACCACCAGCUCCUGUUUUUGAAGGCAUGUAUGCUUGCACCAAUGGCUUUAAGCUGGGUAGCCAGUGUGUACUCAACUGUAACGUGACCAGUCAAAGGAUACCCAUAACUUGCACUAAAGAAGGGUUAUGGACAGAAGAAUUUAAGCUGUGUGAUAAUCUUCAGGGGGAAUGUCCACCACCCCCAGAGCUGAAUUUAGUGGAAUACAAGUGUGAACAGGGAUAUGGAAUUGGUGCCAUGUGUAUACCAUCCUGUAUAAUCCCCCCUAGUGAUCCAGUAAUCCUGCCUGAAAACAUCACUACUGACACAGUGGAGCAUUGGAUGGAACCUACCAAGGUCCAGAACAUAGUGUGUACUGGGAGAAGGAGAUGGCACCCAGAUCCUAGCCUGGUUCAUUGCAUCCAAUCAUGUGAGCCUUUCCAAGCUGAUGGGUGGUGUGAUACAAUCAACAAUCGAGCCUACUGUCAAUAUGAUGGUGGAGACUGCUGUUCUUCAACCCUUUCUUCCAAGAAGGUAAUCCCAUUUGCUGCUGACUGUGAGCAAGAUGAAUGCACCUGCCGGGAUCCCAAAGCAGAAGAGAAUCAAUAAAUGGCACAAAAGACCCCACUGCUAGCAUAGGAGGCUGAAAGCUAGAGGUGAUCACCCCCUCUUGGGGAGACCCUCUGGCUAAGGGGAGGUGGGGUGGGUGAGCAAGGAAGGGAAGUCUGAAGAAAGGAAUUUUCUGUAAACCAAGACUGGUGGAAAGAGGAGGUUCCUGGAAGAGCUCAUAAAAACAAGAAGAGGGGAGAGCACAUUCUAUGAAAGAAUACUUCUAAGUGUCAAGCAUGGCAAAAGACAUUUGAAUUAUUGAUAACCAUCAUUAUCAUACAUUGUAAAAGGGGAGAACCUCAUUCAAGUGAUAGGACAACUACUCUUGAUGGCCCAAGACCCCCCCCCCGUAUUAUGCUCCACUCUCAUUGCCAUCUCCGACACUCUCCUUUUCCUUCCUUGUGCUCCACCCCACUCACAUCCAGCUUGAAAACUCAGACUCAAAGUCAUCUAGGAGAAGCUGCCAGGGGCUCUUUGUACCUUCUUAUCACAUAUGGUCUACCCAUCUACCCGGCUCUCUCUUCUCUAACCUAUCCUGCUUCCUUUCUUCUGCUGCACAGACUCCUUCAGCAGUAAUGAAUUUAGUCAUGAACUCUCUACAAGUAUUUAAACAAAACUACAUAAAUUACAUAAAUAUAUGAAAUAUAUGAUAUAUUUUUUGCUGUGUAUUAAGGUAAAACAAAUACCCUUUGUCACACACAUGCUGCUGUAAAGUAUAUGUCCUGAAACAAAUGCUAGGAGUCUAGGGGUAAGUACAGAUAUAGCCCUUUAAUCCUUCCUUGCUUGGUUAUAGGGUCUAGACAUGGAGUAAGAGACUGUGUGAUAACUGUGAUCCUAGUUAUCUUUGGGUGGGUAGGAUUGAGGCCCUGGGAGCAGGGCUGAGUUACAUAAACACUGAGUAAAAGCAACUUAGUGGGAAUGAGAUCAAGAGACCUAUAUAAUUCCCCCUUGCUUCCAGUCUAUUCAAAUAGGGUAGAUUUUGCUAGGAUGGUUGAUGUUCCUAACAUUGCACCAUCUAGGGCACCAUGGUAUAGUGAAUACAGAACUGUCCUUGGAGCCAGAAAAGAUCUGCAUUGAAAUCCUCCCUCUGACAAAUAGUGACUGUGUGGACCAGCCAAAUCACUUAUUUUCUCAGUGCUCUAGGCAACUCUUUAAGACUUUGAAAUCUCAGAAAGGAUACUGACAUGCCGAAUGGGGAGUUCCCUACACCAAUGAAACCAAAAGUUCAAUCUCUAUCCCUAUGGUCCCUCUUGAGGCAUCUAGGAAAACUAGGAUGUUCAGGCUUACAAGAACUUUGGUUAAUGCCUCCAUAAUUUAGAUACUACUCCAAAUACACAGGUGAACUAGAAGAAUUUGCAAUAAUAUCACUGUAAAUAUGAAGUUUAAGAAAACCUGAUAAGACAUAGGUAUUGGAAUUUAAGAAUGAGGUCAGAGAGGAGACAAGAAUCAAAGCUUAUGGAUAGCUGAGAAAUGCUAGAAAAGAUGCCUUUCCAUUUCAAUUUAUUAUUUCAUAAGAAGGAAAGUAUCACAGGCUAGGAUAAAAUCAUAUUUGUUCCUUCUUUUCAGGGCAGGUAAGGAUUAAAGUCCUUUGCUUUCAAUGUCAAAACCUUAUACUAAUAUUUUCCAAAUGUAAUUAUUCUGUGUUUAAGAAACCUCCAUUAUAGGUUGGCAAGAAGGCCAGUUAGACAAACUAAGUGAUCAAGGCUUCCAGAACAUGUAAAUAUUCUGCCUGGUUUAUGAAGUUUAGUUUGAAAAAAAAAUAGAAAAGAAAUUUUAUGAUAUAUAUACUCCCAUAUUAUUGCCCCAUCUUAUUUUUUUUUUUCAGCUCGGUAUCUAUUGCUCCCUUUACCUAAGGCCUUGGUCUCUCAGUAUUAAUGCUUUCCCCUUAAGUUCUGAACUUCAAUGUUUUUUAGGAUGAAAUGCUAAAGGCAUAGUCCUUUGUUGGAAGAUUCACCUACUUUUUGACUCUAAGAGCAUUAGAUUGACUUGGACACCACCCAGGGUUUUUUUAUUCCCAAGGAUGACAGGAUGGGACAGAAAUUGCCCAAUGCAUAUAACCCAAAUAUGAAUCUCAGUCACUUAGCAGCAAAUAUUUCCUAAAAACCUUCUGAGUGUUCAUUCAUUAGUGUAACCCCAAGAAUUCACCUUUUUUUUCUUAUCAUCCUUAAUGUCCUUGUCAAACAAGAUUUCUCAUAUGUUGGAAAUGACAAUGGAUAAAAAGAGUGGAAAUUCAUACAAAGAUAAAAUGAAGAAAACCUGAAAAUAAUUUAGACAAGAUCUAUCAGCUUUAGGGUUAAAGGAGGCCCCAACUAAGGAUGGUGAGAGGGAGAAAUGAGUCAAGGUGACUCAGUCCUUAAACCAAGUCUGGAAACAUACCCAGGGGGUUACUUUUGGCAAUUAGAGAUGAUCCAAGAAGUCCAAAGGAAAUUCAAAUCAAACAUUGCAUGAAAAAUCUGUGACCCA
Sarcophilus harrisii (Tasmanian devil) is the source of this 8286-nucleotide messenger RNA. RefSeq names its product pappalysin 2 (gene PAPPA2). Lineage: Eukaryota; Metazoa; Chordata; Mammalia; Dasyuromorphia; Dasyuridae. The transcript has 22 exons. Gene Ontology annotation, molecular function: protein binding; metallopeptidase activity. Bases 586 to 5823 code for a protein of 1745 amino acids. The record is from RefSeq and is a predicted model, not a curated record.